Molecule: messenger RNA, 699 nt
Organism: Oldenlandia corymbosa var. corymbosa
Lineage: Eukaryota; Viridiplantae; Streptophyta; Magnoliopsida; Gentianales; Rubiaceae
Source: the annotation of a GenBank genome assembly
AUGAAACUACCGUUUGUUGAUCAACACGAUGAUGACGACAAAGGCAGCAAUAGCAGAGAUGGAGGACAGCCAAAGAUGGUCAUCAGGGAAAGGAUUUUCCAUUUCUCUUCAGAAUCAGUUGCUAAACUCAAAGCGAAAGCAAAUGCCGAAUGUUGUGGUGGUAUGAUGAGAAGCAUUUCAUCUUUGCAGGCAUUGUCAGCUCAUAUUUGGAGAUCUGUCUCUUGUGGCGAACUGCUGGAAAAGAGCCUUGGAUGGGCUGCGCUGUUAUUGCAUGAGGUGGUUAACAGUAAAACAGAUAAAACUGCUCGUGAUUAUAUCGAAUCAUGGAGGGCGCCGGCAUCACUUGUCGCGCGCCUUGGGUUAAGUACUGAUGCGUCUAAUACUAGCAGUGGCAUACUUUUGGCAGGAUCUCCAAGGUUCAACAUGUAUGGAGUUGAGUUUGGUCUCGGAAAAGCCCUACCUAUUCGAAGUGGAAUUGGUAAUAAGUUUGAUGGGAAAAUCACUGUGAAUCCUGGGAUUGAAGGAGGAGGCAGCAUGGAUUUAGAAAUCUGUCUUGCGCCUCAUAUGUUCAAAUCCAACCGGACUGACACAGAAAUCGCCCCACCUCCUACAUAUGACAAGCUGUUUCCUGAGGGAAUCAGUCCCCUUCUGAAGCUAACAUUUGUUGAUCAGCAUUAUGAUGACCAAAACAGCCAGUAG